AUGGUGAACGAUUUAGAAAAGCAUCUGGAACAGGUUCAACAUGCCGUCGAGGAUCACCCUCGUAAAGAUGUUGAUGCUGCAUUACAGUUGGUGCAACAACACGGCUUGGAGCCCACUGUCCUGGAUCCAGAGAAGAACAGAAGGCUUCUACGCCGCAUUGAUCUCCACGUCAUGCCGAUGAUUUGCAUAGUCUAUUUCUUACAGUAUCUCGACAAGAUCGCCAUCUCAUAUGCUAGCGUCACUGGUAUCAAGACUUCGGCAGAUCUACACGGUACUCAAUUCAACUGGAUUGCGAGUAUAUUCUUCUUUGGACAGUUGGCUUUUGAAUUUCCAACGAUUCGUCUGAUUCAGUUAUUUCCUCUUGCCAAAUAUGUCGCUGCCAAUGUCAUCAUCUGGGGUGCAGUUCUGGCCAGUCUUGCUGCCUGCAAGUCUUUUGCAACUCUCAUGGUCUGCCGUGCCUUGCUUGGUGUUGCUGAAGCUGCAAUUGUACCAGCAUGGGUUGUCUUUACGUCUUCUUGGUAUCGCAAAGAAGAACAAGCUUUCCGUGUCGGUAUCUGGUUCUCCAUGUGCGGGUUUGCGCAAAUGCUGGGAGGCUUCUUUUCUUAUGGUGUUGCCAGUCAUGUGGGCGGUGAUGCCAAUGCUGCUCUUGAGGGUUGGCAAAUCAUCUUUCUCUUCCUUGGCUUGCUUACCUCGGUGGUCGGCAUCGUCUUUUGGUUUGUCUUGCCUGACUCUCCUUUGACUGCAAAGUUUCUGUCGACAGAAGAGAAGGCGUUGCAUGCAGAGCGCAUGCGUCAGAAUGAGCAAGGUAUUGGUAACCGCGUCUUCAAGUGGAACCAGUUCUGGGAAGCCAUCAAAGACAUCAACACCUGGCUCUACGCAUUCUGGAUCUUCGCCGCCAACAUCCCAAACUCGACCGCCACAAGUUUCGGAAACAUUCUUGUGACUGGUAUGGGCUAUACCAAGAAAGAGAGCUUGUUACUCGUAACCCCUUUGGGUGCCUAUGAGGUCGUCAUCCUGAUCGGCCUGACAUACCUUGCUGGCAGAACAAAUCAAAGAUUAUGGUGCUGCAUCGCAGGUCACAUCCCUUCCAUCAUCGGUGCAAUCUUGAUGGCCACCACCAACAAAGUCCCCGCACUCAUCGGCUUCUACCUCACCGGCGGCAUCCCCAUCGGCUGGACCACCAUCCUCGCCCUUCAAAGCACAAAUGUAGCCGGCUCGACCAAGAAAAUCACAGUAACCAGUAUCGGUGUCAUUGCCUAUACAGUCGGAAACAUCAUCUCGCCACAGACGUUCCAGACUAAAGAUGCACCGAGAUACCUACCUGCGAAGAUCAGCAUUUGUAUCUUGUACUUUUUGAUCACGAUUGAUUUGUACCUGAUCCGAUGGUUUGCAGUCCGGGAGAAUAGAAAGAGAGAUGCUGAGAGGGAAGCACUGGGAGACAAAUAUGUGGUUGAAGAGAAUCAUGAGUUCCUCGACUUGACGGACCGUGAGAACAAAGAAUUUAGAUAUGCUGUAUGA
Molecule: messenger RNA, 1518 nt
Organism: Aureobasidium subglaciale EXF-2481
Lineage: Eukaryota; Fungi; Ascomycota; Dothideomycetes; Dothideales; Saccotheciaceae
Exons: 2
Coding region: 1-1518 (505 amino acids)
Biological process (GO): allantoate transport; transmembrane transport; tripeptide transport
Cellular component (GO): plasma membrane
Molecular function (GO): allantoate transmembrane transporter activity; dipeptide transmembrane transporter activity
Source: RefSeq, a predicted model, not a curated record